AUGUUCUCCUCGUCCAAACCCUCCCUGCUCUCUCCCUGGACCUCCAUGGAUCAAGCCGACUCGGAUGCUCUGGAUAUCAGCACCAAAGUGCAACUGCAUGGGGUCCUGUGGAAGAGACCUUUCGGGAGGCCCUCGGCCAAGUGGUCCCGCAGAUUCUUCAUCAUCAAAGAUAGCUUUCUUUUGUACUAUGCUGAGAACGAGAAAAAAAGCUUUGAGACCAAUAGAUACUUCAACAUUCACCCUAAGGGGGUGAUACCGUUAGGUGGUUGCAUCGUCGAGCCAAGAGAAGAUCAAGGCAUGCCGUUUGCCAUGGUUAUCAACCAUGAAGACUUCACAGGAAACAUAGUCCUGGCUGCUGAAUCAGAGCCAGAGCAGAUCCAAUGGGUGGAGAUGCUACAAGAGUCGGGAAAAGUCACUUGGAAGAAUGCUCAGUUGGGUGAGGCUAUGAUUGAGAGUCUCGAAGCUCAGGGACUACAGCUAGCUAAAGAAAAGCAGGAAUAUUUGGAUAAGCUCAUGGAGGAGACUGAAGAACUGUGCUUGCAAAGAGAACAGAAGGCGGAACUGGAGAGACUGAAUCAACUGCUGGAGGAAGAAAAGCAGAAGUUUGAAGAAGUGGUUCAAGAGCUGAGAACAGAACAAGAUCAAAUUAAACUAGAUCUGGACGGUACUGCUCAGUGUCUGAAAGGAGUGGAAAAUGAGAAAGAGGAGCUUCAUAAUCUUACCACAAUUCUGCAGAAGUCUUUAGAGGAGUUAUCCCAAGAGAAAACGCGCACUCUCGAGCUGCUGCGAGAAAGAGGACAGGAUGCGGCCGAAACAGGAAGCGAUCGACGGGCCUCUUUAGAGUCUCAGAAUCCAGAGGUACAGCUUCAGGGCAACCUGAGGCAGAUCGAGGAGCGGAUGAAGAGCCUGCUUAAAGAGAAAGAGCAGGCGGAAGGAAGGCUGAAAGAAAACGAAACGCGAGCCAAAGUUCUGCAGGAGGAGAGGGAGUUUUAUUCUUCUCAAGCUCAAGCUCUCCAGCAGUCUCUCACGCAGCUCACGGCAGACAAAAAGCACACCGAAGAAGAGCUGAAGGCGGAGAUGGAGUCUCGUGUGGAACUGGAGCGUAGGCUGAAAUCGGCUGAGGAGGCUCUGCAAGAUCUAGAGCAGGGUCUAAAUGCAAUAGAACGCACCCACGAGAGGGAAGAACGAAUGAAAGGAGACGUCAGCCAUCUCCGCAAGUUCUUCGAGGAGUGCAUCUGCGCUGCAGAGAUUGAGGCCAAGUUACCGUCCAUCAUGAAGAACGCAGUGUAUCUGCAUAAAGCUGCUGCUCGACGCAUCAAAAGUUGCCGUGUGCAGAGACGGGCCUCCAGACAGCACUGGUUGAAGCACUCUCAAUCAUUCGCCUCCUCUCGUGGUGCAUCCUCCACCAGUCUUGAAGAGCUGAGAGAAACUGCCCGGCGUCUGACUUCAGACGGCUGUUUGAGACAGCGGGCCUGCAAGAUCAUCACCCGUCAGAAGACCGUUCAGUCUGACGACUAAACAGCGUUCUGACAGAUGGACUGAGAUCCCGGGAGAAAGUGGAAGUUGUUUUGUCAUCCUCCUCUGUGCAGUGCAACUUCUGGUGAAAGUUAGGCCUUCAUUAAUCAGUAAGGGGAGUCUGUCAUACUUUGGGACUGUGUGUCUUUCUUAUUGUGUCCUUGUAAAUGUAAAACGCUGUAGGAUAAUACAACUACAUGAAAUGUCAAAUAUUUGCUUUUAGUGAAAAUAAAAUAACUUAUCUAAGAACGCAGAGCAUUUUUUAAUGAUUUAAAUGUAAAAAUAUAUUAAAAUAUAUUACACUCAUAUUACACUCAGCAGAGCAAAAAGUGCUGCUCGCUUUAAUUAUUUUAUUUUGUUUCAUUUUCUUGUUAGCCCUGAACCAAACCAACUGGCCAUGAGGUGAAUCACAACAUUGCAAACUAUGAUUUGAAGCAAAAAAGCAUUUGAAAAUUGGACAAAAAGUCUACAGCAGAAGACUAUUUAGGCCUGAAUAACAGCUUUAAUGAGGAAAAGAACUACAAUCCCAUGAAGCAUUGCAAAUUACAUAAAUUAAAAAUGGUGGACUUAAAGAACGUAAAUACAUAAACAAUAUAGUUGUUUAUAUAUAUAUAUAUAUAUAUAUAU
Molecule: messenger RNA, 2142 nt
Organism: Puntigrus tetrazona (Sumatra barb)
Lineage: Eukaryota; Metazoa; Chordata; Actinopteri; Cypriniformes; Cyprinidae
Gene: plekhd1
Product: pleckstrin homology domain containing, family D (with coiled-coil domains) member 1
Exons: 13
Coding region: 1-1518 (505 amino acids)
Source: RefSeq, a predicted model, not a curated record